AUGCAUUCGAUAAACGAAGUCCACGUGCAAAACCCAAAUUUUUUACGUUGUAAAAGCCGGGUGCCAGCAAAGCUUAAAACAAGCCCGUUACCGGUUUUACCUUUUUGCAAGCUUUUUUCGUUAGCGUUAUACGUGUUUUCCGGCUUAAUCCGGGCCAUUUCCGGUAUUUGCAAGCGUUAUUACCAUUCCGUUAUCGUUUGGAUUAAGGAAGCAGGAAAGCUUUUAAACAACUUUUGGAGCAAGCAUUUAAACCGCACCCAAAUUACUUUGUAA
Messenger RNA from Gaeumannomyces tritici R3-111a-1, 273 nucleotides. RefSeq lists its product as hypothetical. The record is from RefSeq and is a predicted model, not a curated record. The transcript has 3 exons. NCBI's taxonomy places the organism in Eukaryota, Fungi, Ascomycota, Sordariomycetes, Magnaporthales, Magnaporthaceae. Bases 1 to 273 code for a protein of 90 amino acids.